GCGGUAUUUGUCAUACUGGCCUGGUUGACCCUGCCCUGUGUCUCGCGUAUUCGCAGCUUCAUCGCUCAGUAUAUAAAGGAGGGAGCGACGGAGAGAGGACGGCUGGACAGCGCAGCCCUUGGGAUUAGAAAUAAGCGGCUAGUACACUGUUUUAAUUUAUAUUAUACCUUUUAAAUGAGUUAAUUUUAAUCUUUAGAAUUCUAGAUUUUAACAAGCUGCGUUUUUAUUUGUUUUUGCUGUUCGUUUUCUAGAUUUUUUUUUUUUUUUUUUUUUUUUAACUCGGCAUUAAUGGCGAGCUCGGCUAACUCAAACCCAGUGCCUAAAUUAUACAGAUCUGUGAUUGAAGAUGUAAUAAAUGAUGUCCGAGAACUCUUCCUUGAUGAAGGCGUGGAUGAGCAAGUGCUUUUGGAACUUAAGACGUUAUGGGAGAACAAAUUAAUGCAGUCCAAAGCUGUUGAUGGGUUUCACACUGAAGAGCAGCAGCUGUUACUGCAGGCACAGGCACAACAACAGCAGCAGGUGAAGCAAGCCCAACAACAGUCCCAGCAGCAGCAGGUCAUUAUUCCACCAAGCCAAGCAACACAGCAACAGGUUAUUGUGCAAGAUCCAAAAAUAUUACAACACAUGAAUGCCACAGGAAUGAAUAGCUGUGUGAUUCAGAGUGGGAGAAGGAAUCUGACCAGGCACAUCACAAGCCAGCCUGAUGGCCUUGUAGGAUAUAUGAGUGCAGCAGCCACUGCAGCAACACUGGCAUUGCCCUCAGGUGUCACUCCCUAUCAACAGCUGAUUACAAAUCAAGGCCAGAUCUUGCAGGUUGUUAGAGCCCCAAAUGGUACCCAGUAUAUUAUCCAGCCACAGCAACAGGUUCUCUUGCAACAGCAGGUUAUACCACAAAUGCAGCCUGGUGGCGUGCAGGCACCUGUUAUACAACAGGUACUGGCUCCAAUCCAAGGAGGCAUCCCACAGCAAACAGGUGUGAUCAUCCAGCCUCAGCAGAUUGUCAUUGCAGGAAACAAGGUUCCUCAAAAUGCACAGGUUAUGCAGGCAGCUACCAUGGUAGCUGCUGCAGCACAGGCUGGACAGAAUGUUGCACAGGUCCAACAGCAACAGCAGCAGCAGCAGCAGCAGCAGCAGCCACAGCCACAAAUGAUGCUACAAGUUGAUGGGGCUGGAGACACAUCCUCGGAAGAGGAAGAGGAAGAAGAUGAAUAUGAUGAAGAUGAGGAAGAUGACAAGGACAAAGAUGUGGGGGAGGAUGGACAAGUAGAAGAGGAGCCAUUAAACAGCGAAGAUGAUGUUAGUGAUGAAGAAGGACAAGAGCUGUUUGAUACAGAAAAUGUGGUUGUUUGUCAAUAUGAUAAAAUUCACAGAAGUAAGAACAAAUGGAAAUUCCACCUCAAAGAUGGCAUCAUGAAUCUAAAUGGAAGAGAUUAUGUAUUUUCAAAAGCCAUUGGGGAUGCAGAAUGGUAACUGUUUCUGGUAUUUUAUUGUAAACUAAUGCAAGACACAUCAAGACUGGACUAAAUGCACUUCAGCUGAGUUACUAGAAAAACCCAGAGCUACUGGAAAUGGAAUAACUUAGUGUUAAUACAAACACUAGGGUAAAUGAACAAGACACACUCUCUACAGCUUAUGUGGACAUCGGUUUGUAUGUUUAUAAAGUAAUAGUGCUGUUGACUGGUAAAGACAACUGGGCUUAGGAAUUGUAGUUUACCUUCAAGGGAAAUGUAGUUCUCUUUCGGAGGAAUUUGAAGUUUAUUUUUGCAAAAUAUGUGCAUUCAAUUUGGAUUUUCUUUUAAAAGUUUCUAAAUGUGGAAUCUUUAGUCCCCUGCUUCAUGAUAAAACAAGAAGUCUCACGGUUGAAACAAAAGAUAAGUAACACUUUUAAAGUCAUCUGUUUUAUGCAAUAAUGCUGUGCUCCUGACUUAUUUUAUUUUUUUAAAUCCUGGCUUCCACUGUAGAUAACUUUUAAUUAGCAAGUUGAAACUAAUGGUUGGUUUCACAGAUCCCGAUUAGCCAUAAAAGUGUUCUUCCUAGUGCUACCUUAGGUAAGCUUGUCCAACAUUAGUAUUAUUCAAUGUCUGUAAAACCAGCCAGAUGUUUUAUAGGUAAACAUUUGGCAUUGUUGAUCUCUUUCCAAAAUAUAACAUGCUGAAGAAAAAAACAUUGCAUAGAAAUGCUUAGUUUUAGACCCCAGGCUUUAAAUGUUGGUCACCAUGUGUUUUUUUUAUAUAUUUUUUUUAAAUGACAUGCAGGUUUCCAAAAACAGAAGAACAAAUGUGUAAUACAUUUAGAUUAUUAUUUUUUUAAGCAAGCCAAUUUAUUUGCACUGUUUUGUAUUGAAAAGUCAAGCUUUUAUGUUUGCUACAGUAUGUCAGUCAACAGCAGCAUGGUAAAUCCUGAAGGAUUGUCUUUUAAUUGUGUCUGUCUGUCUGUGGACAUUGUAACUAAUGAGCCAAAGCAGCCUGUUUAGUUGAAUGAUGGUUUCUGUAUUAUCAACUGCACUUCUGUAUGGUGCAUUUAAGUUAUAAUUUUGUAGUUUUUAUUUUGUAUUUAUUCCUGUGAUUUAAAAAAAAAAAAAAAAAAAAAAAAAAAAAAAAAAAAAAAAAUGGCCACUGGGGGUUUGGGCUGGUCAGUCUGUAAACAAAACACACCAAACUGUGCUCUUAUGAUACAAGUGUUCCUUUUUCAAGUAUCCUUUACUCUGAUGCAGAGAUGCUCGUCACAGGUUAGUAAAUCGCCCUUUUUUCUUUUUAUUGUUCUUGCAUUUUAAUCAUGAUAUUUACCUGAACUUCAAUUGAUUUGGAAUUUUUAAAUUUAAAUAUUGCUUCAUAAAAGGAAAUGGCAUUUGUUUGCUGGCUUGUUUGUUUAAGCAGUACAGUAUUGCAAAAUGUGUUACAAUUAAGGGGUAGGUGAUGAAAUUGUUUCAUUUUGCACAUAUUGGUGUUCAAAUGAGCUUUUUAAAAUGCAGCUUGUCCUUAACUAUUUUAUUUUAUUCUUAUCCAUAGCUGAUGUACACAAUUUCAAUAUAAUAAAGGCACAUGUAGAUCAGAUGAUUACAAAUUGAAACUUUGAGAGUCCAGGACAACUGUCCCAAUUUGAGAGAACUUUAUUCCUUGCAGCACAGUAUAUCAGUGGGAAUCAUUCUGUUUAGAUCAUUUCUUACAUGAAUCUUAUAUGUACCUUUUUGGUUCUUGUGCCUUUCUAUUUAAGUUGAUCAGGAAUUAUACAUCCUUAAUUCAGAAGAACUAGAAGAAAAAAACAUACAUCUACAGUCUGCUUCAUUUGUUGUGUCACUGAUUUCCUUUUUAAUAAAAGCAGUUUACCGCUGUUUAGCUACUAUUAAUGUUGACUGCUGUUGUACAUACUGUAUGUGUAAUAGGGAAAUCUAUUUAUUAUGUUUGUAUAAUUCAUUCUGUACUGUUUUCAAAUCAAGGUUGCAAUUUGUAAUUUACACUUACAUGUUUAAAGGCCACGCUUUGAAUACAAUUAUAGAACUUAGUAUUUUAUUGUACUAAGACCUAUUUUGAGUUACCUAAAUAUUUUUGCCUUUGCUAAAAUUAAAGUAUUAAGAAAAUG
This is a messenger RNA of Polyodon spathula (Mississippi paddlefish), 3579 nucleotides long. RefSeq names its product transcription initiation factor IIA subunit 1-like. Gene Ontology annotation, biological process: transcription by RNA polymerase II; transcription initiation at RNA polymerase II promoter. Lineage: Eukaryota; Metazoa; Chordata; Actinopteri; Acipenseriformes; Polyodontidae. Gene Ontology annotation, cellular component: transcription factor TFIIA complex. The transcript is spliced from 11 exons. The record is from RefSeq and is a predicted model, not a curated record. The coding region runs from base 289 to 1470 and encodes 393 amino acids.